ACUGCCCGCUCCUGCUGGCCCUUCCGCCUCACUCAGCGGCGCCAGAGAGCAGGACGGGCAUCGGGGCCAUGCAAAGGACAGCGAGCAGAGAGCUGGCCUUGGCGCCUCUGCAAGACUGGGGCGAGGAAACUGAGGACGGCGCCGUGUACAACGUCUCCCUGCGUCGGCAGCGCAGCCAGCGCUCGACCCCAAAGGGGCCUGGAGACGACCAGGUGCGGAAGGGGCUGGAGGCUCCCACCCCGGUUGCUGACACCUUCCUCCAGUACCGCACCAGCAAGGUGCGGGCGCUGAGAGCCGCCCGACUGGAGCGGCUGGUACAUGAGUUGGUGUCCGGAGACCGUGAACAGGAUCCUGGCUUCGUGCCUGCCUUCCUGGCCACACACCAGGCCUUUGUGCCCACAGCGCGCGUUCUGGGCUUUCUGCUACCCCCGCCGCCGCCACCACCACCUCCUGGGGUAGACAGCAAGAGGGCAGAGGCACAGGAUCUGAGCUUCAGCAAGAAUCUGAGGGCUGUGGUUUCGGUACUCGGUUCUUGGCUGCGAGAUCAUCCUCAGGACUUCUGGGAUCCCCCUGCCCAUCAGAACCUGGGAAAUGUCCUAAUAUUUUUGGGCUGGGCAGCCCCAGGAGGGGCAGAAGCCAGGGAAGCAGAGAAGCUUCUGGAAGAGUUCUUGGAGGAGGCUAAGGGAGAACAGGCAGAGGAGGAGCAGCGACUGGCUUGGGCUGGCCCUCCCAGGACCCAGUCUCCCAGAUCAGAAUUCUCAGAGGACUUAGAGGAAGACGAAGGGCCCAGUUCUGAAGGCCCUGAGCUCCUGGACUUCAGCGUGGAUGAGGUGGCGGAGCAGCUGACCCUUAUGGACGUGGAGCUCUUCUUGCGCGUGCGUACCUGCGAAUGCCUGGGAUCUAUGUGGUCUCAGCGUGACCGGCCAGGAGCUGCAGGCAUUUCUCCCACAGUGCGUGCCACCGUGGCCCAGUUCAAUGCGGUUACUGGCUGCGUGCUGGGCUCGGUGCUCGCAGCGCCUGGCCUGGCAGCCUCCCAGAGGGCACAGCGCAUCGAAAAGUGGAUCCGCAUCGCCCAGCGCUGUAGGGAACUUCGCAAUUUCUCUUCAUUGCGAGCCAUCCUGUCGGCGCUGCAGUCUAACCCCAUCUACAGGCUCAAGCGCAGCUGGGGAUCUGUGAGCCGGGAACCACUGUCCACUUUCAAGAAACUGUCGCAGAUUUUUUCUGAUGAGAAUAAUCAUCUCAGCUGCCGAGCAAUUCUUUCCCAGUCUCUUCCUUCCCAGGAGGAGACCACUGAGGGCCCCCAUGGUGACGACUGCCUCCCAGGAAGUUUGCCAUCAAAACUGUCUCCAGGUCCUGUCCCCUACCUUGGCACCUUUCUCACAGACUUGAUUAUGCUGGAUACAGCCUUACCGGAUAUGUUGAAGGGAAAUCUCAUCAACUUUGAGAAGAGGAGGAAGGAAUGGGAGAUCCUGGCCCGAAUCCAGCAGCUACAGCAUCGCUGCCAACUCUACAGCCUGAGCCCCCACCCACCAAUCCUGGCUGCCCUUCGAGCCCAACGCCAGCUGAGUGAGGAGCAGAGCUACCGGCUCUCCCGUGUCAUUGAGCCACCAGCUGCCUCCUGUCCCAGCUCCCCACGUAUCCGGCGGCGAAUCAGCCUCACAAAGCGUCUCAGUGCGAAGUUGUCCCGGGAGAAGAACUCUUCCCCUAGUGAGAGUCCCGGGGACCCGUCCUCACCAACCUCCAGCAGUGUGUCUCCAGGGUCCCCCCCUUCCAGUCCUAGAAACCGAGAACCUCCUCCCGGUAGUCCUCCAGCUUCCCCAGGACCCCAGAGCUCCAGCAACAAGAUGAGCAAGGCCACAACCUUGCCAACUCCACACUGCCUACAGCCAUCUCUGAACAUGGACUCCUCCACAACCUUGACCCUGAGCAGCCCGCGAAUUCCUCUCCUUGGGCAGCAGACCUCAGAGGCCCGUGUCAUCCGAGUCAGCAUCGACAAUAACCAUGGGAACUUGUAUCGGAGCAUCUUGCUCACUUGUCAGGACAAAGUCCCCAGUGUGGUGCAGAGAGCCCUGGAGAAGCACAACGUGCCUCAGCCCUGGGCCCGUGACUACCAGCUCUUCCAGGUCCUGCCUGGAGACAGAGAGCUCCUGAUUCCGGACAGUGCCAACGUCUUCUAUGCAAUGAACCCAACUGCCCCUGGCGACUUCUUGUUGCGUCGGAAAGAGGGGACACGGCAUACACCUUCAGCCUCCCCAACCUGAAGCAGCACUCACCUCACUCUGGGGCACAGGCACCAUGAACAGCAUGGUACCUGGCUUCCACCACCAUCAAAGCAGGGGUUCAUUUCCUGAAGAGCUCCCAUCCCCUGGUGGAAGCCCUCUUGCUCCAUAUCCUGGGGACUCCUCAGCAAUAGCCCAUCAGGCACCAUCUCUCUGACUUCCUGGGCACUUGGCCAUUAUUCUAAAAAUAUGGAUGUAUGAGAAAAGGGUAGAACUCAGAAAAAUCAAGAUCUUUAAGAGCUGAGAGCUUAGCUUAGUGGCAGGGCAUUUGCCCAGCAUGCCCUAGACCCUGAAUGCUUCCAGCACUACCCAAAAUAAAAAGUCCUAUGGAGUGUA
Messenger RNA from Myodes glareolus (Bank vole), 2615 nucleotides. Lineage: Eukaryota; Metazoa; Chordata; Mammalia; Rodentia; Cricetidae. The record is from RefSeq and is a predicted model, not a curated record.